This is a messenger RNA of Suillus subaureus, 2217 nucleotides long. RefSeq names its product Alpha/Beta hydrolase protein. The coding region runs from base 1 to 2217 and encodes 738 amino acids. Lineage: Eukaryota; Fungi; Basidiomycota; Agaricomycetes; Boletales; Suillaceae. Gene Ontology annotation, molecular function: serine-type endopeptidase activity. The record is from RefSeq and is a predicted model, not a curated record. The transcript has 7 exons. Gene Ontology annotation, biological process: proteolysis.
AUGUCACUCCAACAUACUGGUCCGUCGACAUUCUAUACUGAACUAGCUGAAAUUCCACUUCCUGUAUCUGCUGAAUUCAUUGACGGCGAUGUUGCACGGACAUUCGACAAUCAGUGCACAACCUCUCAUGAUUCAUCCGAAGUAAAGGCGUUCAAGACAUCACCUUCUCAAAGCUCGUCAAGCGAUCCUGAGAGAGAAGCUUCUUUGGAUGUAUCAAACUACCAUCAAGCUUUCCUCACAGAUGAUUUCCUAUACUCUCUCUCCUUUUCCCCCUCUGAAACGUCCCUACUAUACACUGCCGAAGCAUCUCUCAACACCGAUGAUGAUCCAUACUUCAAAUUUAGAUACGCACCUCACUUUGGUGAUACCUCUCGCGCAAAGAAACAUCCUACCAUCUUUCUAUUCAACUGGACUAGAUCCCCUGCCUUCGCAAGAGCAACUACACAAGACUUGGCCCUUGUUGUAAUUCCGUGUCAGUCCACCAAAACACCAAUUUUAUUCGCCCAAGCCACAUUUGCAACAGAAGACACAAUCUUCGCAACAGGUCACGAAUACACUAUAGACGGCCGUCUCCUCGGCGCAAAAGGAUGCUUCAACCGUCCCAUGGGCAUAUGGCAACUCACUUCCCCCAAAGGCUCGUUCCGCUCCCCAUCCGCAUCAAGACUCACUCUCCCAAACAGAUCUUGUCGUUCCCCUCGCGUCUUAUACCACGACAACCAGCCCAUCAAACUCUUCUGGUUCUCAAACCCCGUAGGUGGCCCUCACGCAUCCUGCGUCUCUCUCGAAUUCCGCGACCUUCUCACAGGCAUUAACACUAUCCUCGUAAACAGCGUAUUCGAACCUACCCCCUCAAACGACUUUCCAGGCCUCUACACAGAAUACAACAUGCCUUCAAGCCCAUUUCUACGCCGCGCAGACCGCGUAUACAUUGUGCUCCAGUCUAUAUGGCACUCACGCACAACUGUUCUCUUCAUCGAUACCCAAUCCGGAGCGAUCAUAAAUGCGACCACAUUAGGCGACGGACCGUUGUAUAGCUGGACUGUACACGCUACGGAUAAUAAGAGUCGGUUUAUUUGCUCAAGGAGUACGCCUACUACCCCUUGGGAGGUCGUAUCAGGAUCUUUUGAUCAAAAUGAUACCCUCCAAUGGAAAUUCCUUGACAAACCGAUGAUAUCUUCUACAAUCAAAGAAGCCCUUGACGACUUAACACCAUCCAUCAUACCCAUCACCACCCGCGCACCAACAGAAACGCUCCUCAUCCAGUCCAAGAAAGCUUCUACGAGUAAUGGCCCCAAACCAGUGUGCGUCACUAUCCCGCACGGAGGACCCCAUGCGACAUCGACUACUGCGUUUGUUCCAAGUGUUGUCGCAUUAGCACUUGAAGGAUACACCCUCAACCUGCCCAACUACACAGGCUCCAUGGGAUUCGGCCAAGUAUACAUCCAAAAGCUCCUCGGACACUGCGGGAGCAUGGACGUCGAAGACGUCGCAGAAAGCGUUAGGGAGCUUAUUAAAAGGGGCGUUUCAGAGGAAGGAAGACAGGUCGUGAUGGGUGGCAGUCAUGGCGGGUUUAUCGCUGCUCAUCUGAUAGGUCAACACCCAACCCUAUUCAACGCAGCAUCACUCCGCAAUCCCGUCAUCUCAGCAGGCGAACUCGCAUCGGGGACUGAUAUCCCUGAUUGGGUUUAUUCUGAAUUCGGUGUUCCGUCCAACGACCCUGGCUCCUACACGUCAUCCAUGACCAUCUUCAACUCCCUCAUACCACCACCAUCCACAUCACCCACACCGACGCCUCUCACGUCCGCACCUUCUGAAAUGGCGCUCCUGCUCCCACCAACACCCCCAACUCCACUAAUGACACCCGACACAUAUAACACCCUCUACGCCGCAUCCCCAAUCGCGCAUGUCGAUAAUGUAACAGCGCCAGUGCUGAUAUUGAUAGGCGAGGAUGAUUUGAGGGUCGCUCCGGGGCAGGGGAUUGGUUUUUAUCAUGCGAUUAAGGGCAGGGCAGGUGGAGGUGCGGUGCGGACUGGGAAUGCGACUGAAGAUGGAACUGGAGCUGUGGAUGAGACAGGGACCGAGAAGGACAAAAAGAAAGGGAUAGUAGAAAUGUUAUCCUUCCCCGGAGAAUCGCAUGCGAUCGAUGGAGUUGAAGCUGCUAGGGUUUCGUUUGAGGCUACGAGGGAUUGGUUCAAGGCGUUUGCAGAGGGCCGUUAG